AAUAGGCAUUGACGACGCAACGUGUACAUUCGGCUGACUGGUAUUGAUGUCUAACUAGUGACUGCAGAGAGUGAACACAUCACAAUACUCCAAGGACUAUGAAGCUACGCGCCUGUAACCUGCUGUUCAUGUCGGCAGCUCUACUAGUGUUUCUCUCCACAUCGGCAGAUGCUAAAAGGCGGUCCAACAGCGUCGGAAGUGGAAGCCCGGAUCCGCCCAGCAGACUGGACACCGACAACCCCCUUCUACCAGGCAUGAACCAUGGAGAGACGCUGACCAAGUUUAUAGACAGAACAUUGCGUCCAAGCACAAGCUUUAAUAAGCGAUGUUCCGAGAUAAUCGACAAGCUUGUCCGCACACUACAGGCAAAGUCAAGUCCCUUCAACAUAAAGGGAAUUGUAAAGGGUGGCUCACUGGGCAAGGGCACAUCCGUGAGGGACAAGUCGGACAUAGACCUCAUCAUCUUCUUCAACGACUACAACACCGUUAAGGGUCUACAAAAGUACAAAGACAAACUGCUGCAGCAGCUGAAGGCCUUUGUUCAAGACGAGUGGUCGGACCAUUUCAUCUACAAAGAAAUAACACCGUUUUCUGUCCAGUUCUACUUGAAGAUCGACGAGGAGGAUACCGAGCACGAGGUGGACCUGCUACCGGCGCUAGACAUAACUAAGAGCGGACGUAAGCCGUCGGAGAUUUAUGAGGAGAUGCUGGAUCAGCAGCCCAAGGUCAGGGACCACUACUCCAGCUGCCUGGCCCCCCUGCAACUCGAGUUCGUCACACACACAGACAGAAUGGCAACCCCGGCGAAGGUGAAGGACUUCAUGCGACUUCUGAAAUACUGGGCGAAGGUAGAGGAUGUCCCGUUGAGGUCCUACUUCCUGGAGCUCCUGGUCGUGCGGCAGUGGAGGGAGGAUGGCAAGCCCAAGGACAUAGACACGGAGACCUAUCUGUACCGGGCCCUCCAACAACUGGCUCAGCUCCGAGAUAUGGCUAUCGCCUUCAGCGACAACUACAACUUCGUGGACUACGUGCCAAAUAUUAAGAAGCCGUUCCUACUGGAUCCUGCCAACCCCUUCAAGAACGUGGCACCAUCGUCCAAACGGGAUGUCGACGUUGUUGUGAAGAAGUCGCAGAUCCUGUUGGAGAGAGGGUGGCCGAAGUCGGCCCGUCUGUCUGACGAGCUGUGACGUUACCCACGUUGACAACAUCAUCACCUUGAUGCAACACAACUAGCGCGUGAACUGGACCGUUGUGUCCUUCUGGGGUGCGCAUUCGUGGUUUAAUUCAACUGAUUGGUCCUUUGAUGUGCCAGUUUAUUACCAGUUAUGUAUCAGUUAUGUAUAUAUAUGCCAGUAGCUUGGUGUAAUGGUUCAGCAGGGUGCAAAACAACUUUAACGGUAAGAUUACCUUAUUUUCGUGUGUGUGCGUGCGUGCGUGCGUGCGUGCGUGCAUAGUCAUAACACUUGAUUGGUUGAUAUGCGGCCUUUGUCUUCCAUGGUACCACUUCUGUUUCACUCCUACGGCUGUUUACAAACGUAAAUAAUAAUGGAUAUGUUUUGUGUACACUUAUGACUUGCUGUACUUUGUGCGGUUUUAGCAGAACAUGAAAUGUCUCGAAGGACGAAAGUAUAUCACUCAGCACAAAUGGAUGUUACUCUUCCUUUACAAAUUCAAAUUUUGGUAAAUGAGAUAAAGGUUAAAGAUUACUCAGCGAUGCAGAUAAGGUUGUGACGCCAACUUCACGUAUCACGUAUGGAACCCAGUCAGAUGGGUGGGAGGGUCUACCCAGUUUAACAGCUGGAAUCGUAGAUGUCCACUGCUCUGUUGAAAACAACCAGGCCCGCCUUUUGCCUGAUCUCUUUCAAUAACAUAAAUCCCAAACAAAACACUAACUCGGUUCAAUGCCACGUAACUUGGGUUUAGGGUCUGAUAAUGUUUAGAACUAUGUUUAAUACUUAGACGUGUUUAGGGUUUUAAUGCGGGAACAACAGCUCAUUUCAUGUGUUUAGACCCUAAUCGCGAUUAGACAGAACACCAAAUGAAUAUUCUGUUCAAGAUUUCCAAUACGAUUAGAUCUAAACAUCUGUUAAAAUGUACAUGUUAACAUUCUACGAUAUACAGUGACGUAAUCCGCCGGGUUAUAAAUGCUAAAACCUUCGAUAUUCUUCCACGAUUAUUUAUCUUCAAUUACUUGUACUACCGCCAUGUCUGGUUGUGGGGUUGUGAGGUUGCUACUCGCGUCUUGAUGUGACAUUUCACCCAGUGUACUUUACGAAGACAGUUGUGUAGGAGACGGUUCAGUGGGCUAUCUUACCGAGCUAUGAAUAGUUAAAACAGAAAUUGAACCUAUGUUAGCGAUUUCAACAUAAAACGUGUUGUUUCAUCGAUGUAAAUACUCAUUGUAUGUCAUGAAAGGGAAUUACAUCAGGUUUCAUCGUCAAAUAAUGAUCGGUUCAUGUAUGUAGAUCGCUGGGUAUUAGGGUAUGCAUGCGGUAAGAAAUGAGGCUGUUUGCAGUAUUAAUAGAUAUCUUCCUGUGUGUAACAGUAUAUUUAUAUCGUAAUGUCACUAACAGGAAGAGACAUGUAUUAAUACAACAUACAGCCGCAUCACUUACCGCAUUUAUACACGUAUAUAUAUAUAUGUGGUCUUUUGUACAAUAAACUUCUUUGACUUGGACCAAUACGCACAUUAAUUACUGUAAUGUAAAUGGAACUUUGACGGGGUAUAAUGUUGUUUUUGCUGCAUCAACUACAGGUCCCAUGUAAGUGGGAUUUGGGAUUUGUGUUCCACGUUGUGUGACGGGUAAAACAAUAUUUCACAGGGCAAAGACAGUGAAAUGUGAAGUGUGUUAAAUAUGUUGUGACGGUUUUCUCCAGGGUGUGGUAUAUAAUGGCAUGAAAAAUAGAAAUAAAACGUUUUGUCUCACGA
This is a messenger RNA of Haliotis rubra (blacklip abalone), 2929 nucleotides long. RefSeq names its product 2'-5'-oligoadenylate synthase 2-like. NCBI's taxonomy places the organism in Eukaryota, Metazoa, Mollusca, Gastropoda, Lepetellida, Haliotidae. Bases 99 to 1187 code for a protein of 362 amino acids. Gene Ontology annotation, molecular function: 2'-5'-oligoadenylate synthetase activity; double-stranded RNA binding. The transcript has 7 exons. Gene Ontology annotation, cellular component: membrane; nucleoplasm; cytosol. Gene Ontology annotation, biological process: regulation of ribonuclease activity. The record is from RefSeq and is a predicted model, not a curated record.